Messenger RNA from Aphanomyces astaci, 5335 nucleotides. RefSeq lists its product as hypothetical. NCBI's taxonomy places the organism in Eukaryota, Oomycota, Saprolegniomycetes, Saprolegniales, Verrucalvaceae. The transcript is spliced from 33 exons. The coding region runs from base 23 to 5302 and encodes 1759 amino acids. Gene Ontology annotation, molecular function: calcium ion binding. The record is from RefSeq and is a predicted model, not a curated record.
GUUUCACUGUAGGGCUGGCGCGAUGUGGGUGUAUCUGGCCACAGGCUUCCUGCUGCUCGUAGCCGUCGGUCAUGGGGCUCCACCAACACUUGUUUCUGACAUUACGACGGCGUUGGUGCAGUCCACUCGAUGCACUCCCACGUCAACCUCCACUGCUUGUUUGGCGUACGAGCGCUGUAAAUCCACGCAUCGGUGUGCCCGGGGGGACGAAGAGUACACGAUCGCUCAAGCGAAAUUGGAGGCCUUCGACCAGACUUAUGCACAAGGCAGUCGCGAGCAGGUUCCACUAGUGAACGACUUUGAAGACUGGAAAACAGGCGUACACCACUGGACGGUUCCGUUGGAUUGGAAAGCCCCAGUACAGUUCAAUUUGGACACGUUUGCACUUCCCAUAUUGGGAUCGUUGGAGUUAACCGCAGGCACCAUUUACAUCGACACGACCGCCGCCGUCAUCUCUGGCGACGUAUCGUUCCAAGGGCUGCUGCUGCAAACCCCCCACCGGACAGUCGUAGCAGUGUUCAACUUUCUCACCUUGCGGUUGGGAUCGAAUGUUCAGGUGAAACUCAAAGGCACUCACGCGUUGAGUUUGCUCUGUCGCAGUAGCAUCGUAAUCAACACGGCACUCGCGAGUUCGCCGGGGACGUUGGGGGGGUUUCCGGGGGGCGGGGGUUUGUCCCAGCACAACAUGAAUGGCCCAGGCAGCUCCAGCCUCCGCGUGUAUUCCCAUACCAUUCGUACCUCUGGGCAAUUGGACCCGACUGUGCAGGAGAUCCAAACGAGCGUGGCACUGGGACAAACCAUGCGUGGGACAUUCACCUUGUCCGACGGAUUCCGGGUCACUGGACGCAUUCCGUACGACGCCAGUGCGCAGGACAUGACCGCCUUUUUGGAGAUUGGCCUUGGAACGGGCAGCGUUCGAGUGACCCGAGUGGGCCAUGACGUGGCAGCCCACGGGCGCACCUGGCGGGUCACGUUCUUGACAGCGUUGGGCAAUGUCCCGUUGCUCGCCCCCACGUCGUACCUGACGGGGCUCAAGUCCACCGUACAAACAAGGCUCGUGACAGUGGGAAACCAAUUGAGUGGGGGGUUUUACCUCCAGUUUUGGGACAAACUGUCGACGUUUUUGCCAUAUAAUAUCACUGCUACCGACUUGGAACACGCCCUCCAAACGUCUUUCCGCGGGUUUAUUAACUCUGUGACUGUCGUUAAGGACAUCCCUACGUCGAUCGAACGCGGAUGCACGUGGCAUAUUCAAAUGACCACGACAAGAGGAAAUAUAUCUCCAACCAGCCCCACGGCACCCGUGACCAACGACCCGCUAACGUUUAUGACAGCAAGUAUUGCCGAGGUCGUUGUGGAUCCAGUGACCCAAAUCUCCACCUCGAAACCGCUUCUGAUUGGACAAGGCGCUCAAGUGACCAUUUCUGACACCUCUGGGUUCUCCCUGGCUUACGGCGGGAAGGGCGGGGUACUGGACGCAAAAGGCGACUUGGUGGGAGGUAGUGGGGGUGGAGGCGGGGGAAAUUACCCCACUGACGUUCAACAAUUCCCAAGACCUAUCUAUGGGGGUGCUGGCGGAGGGGCAAUAUAUGUGGCUGCCGUGAAUGACAUCACAUUUGGUCCCAAUGCAUCCAUCUCGGUGAAUGGCCAAGCUGGCGAAAAUGGCAUUUUUGCAGGCGGCGGCGGCAGUGGGGGCUCCCUCGUAAUUUCCAGUGGCACAAGCAUCCACGUGAUGGGCACGUUAUCGGCGAAAGGGGGUUUGGGGGGAAAAGGUACCCGAAGUCCCGGGGAAGACGGAUCCGACGGGGAAAUUUCCCUUUAUGCACACUCCGUGGCAUAUUCUGGAACCGGGGGGGUCUACUGCAAUACACUUCGUACGGAUGUGCAAACCCAAUUGCAGAUCACCACGGACCCAUUGAUUGGCGCGGCCCAAACCUCCAAGUCUUUAUACAUAGCCAAAAGCGUAAUAGACCAAAUCCCGACUUUGGAAGGACCGAGUUUUUACAUGUUCCCGAGCCAGCCCACCAGAAUCUCGUAUUUCAUUCGUCUGGGGUCGGUCCGACAAGGCUCACUGCAGACCAAUCGAGGGGGACUCUUCGGCCUGCACGACUCUGCAGACCCCACGUUGUUUAUCGUGGGCAUUGGAAUGCUAGAUGGCGCGUUUACGUACUCAACAAAUGCGCGAGGGUUUCCCCUCCAGCCGCUGCUCCCGGUCGUCCAUGCAUUUCAAUGGUAUCAAUUCGACAUUUUUCUCAACUGGAGUACAUGGCAGUUGGAAAUCCGAGUCAACGGCGUCACGUCCGUGUCCCACGUCCCGUUCGUUGCAGAAACCGUGGAUUUGGUGGGGUUGUAUACUUAUGACGCCAUGCAAACGUGGUGGGAUGAACUAUAUGUUGGCGUGGACCACACGAUGGCCUUCCGCUGCCCCGUUGUGAGCAAUGGCAAAGUCACAGUCGCCCAGCCUCGGCAGCGGCCACUGUGGUCGCCUUCGGUUGUGGGCCCUCCUACUCAAUAUACCCCACCGGUUCGGCACGACAGUCAUUUGUCACGCCGUCCAGUGUACAGUUCCAACAACGGAGGCCUGGUGCCGAACGACGGGCCAGGGCACCGCGUAUACUUUAACGACAUUCGUGAACCUGUUUACGACGCACAGUCGGACCAAGUCGAGUUAAUCAGUGGAGAACUGGUCGCGAUUUCGAUCUCUCCGGAUGUUUCAAUGGUCGUUCCACUGGAAACCAAUGCCGAAGGCGUGUCUUCUGCCGAGUCAGCGUUGCCCCAACAGUCACAAUAUUGGUACUCUGAAAUCCAAGUCCUAAACAACGACAGCGUUGUGGUGGGCGGCGGCAUUGGAGCGUGCUCCACCACAGACUUGAUCACAUGGAGAAACGAAGGCAUUAUAUUGCAUUUUGCCAAUCUCACCGAUCCUUUUGGUAUGAGUCAAGCGCUGUUAGCCACUCGUCCAAAGGUUGUGUUAAGUUCAUCAGGUCAGUUUGUACUGUGGGUGCACGUGGACAAUCCAAAGAACGAGAUGGGGCUGAGUGGCGUGGCGACGGCGGACUUUCCAAACGGCCCCUUUCGAUUCCAAGCUAGUUUUUACCCGUCUGCGGCAACCGAAGCGCCCGGUGGUCUAGCGAUUAACGAAACCCACGACCAAACUGUAGUUGUAUCGUCGACUAAAGACGCCUAUUUGAUUCAAAGUUAUUAUAAAACUGUGGAGUAUUGGCUGCCGAGACCCAUUAUGGACCCCUUGUGGGAAAGUGUCAAGCGCGUGGACGGCUCCGUUGAUUACAGUCUCAACUUUCACCGCGCUUUCUUCACCAAAGACUACGACAACGUGGACGACAUAUACUUGCAAAGAUUUCGAUCUGAAGACGAGCCGUGGUCGAUCACGUGCUGCGAUCGAGCUACGAAUGUGUGCGAUGCGUCCGUUUUAAUCGACAACCAGCGAUGUCCUCCUCAAUACCGAAAACAAGUGAACGGUCUCGCGCAGUUCAAUCAACCCAUUCGUUCGCGCUACAAGGACCCCCACGACCCAAACAACAAUGCAUUUCGACCCACUUCCGUGCCAUCGCACACCGAUUGGGGCUUUCAAGUGUAUAACGUCAAGACUUGGCGAGGCAAUUACUUUGACGCAUUGAGCACCAAUAUUACGCUCGUGACGUUUCAAAUGUUUGCCGGUAUGGCAAGUCAGUACGCCCUUCCUCGGUCUCUGGAGGUCACUUACCCGCCCGCGGCGGAAACAGCGACCUUUAUCAACACGACGGACCCCCCAAACAUGAUGGAUUUCAUCCUGGACACGCUGGGCGUGCAAAUGAGUCGGUCGUUUCUACAAAAGUUUGACGCGUUCGAUGUCGAACACAUGGACUUGAACUCGGACGGCAAGUUGACGCUGGACGAAGUGGCCCAGAUGGUGCAAUCUGGGCAGCAGACGCUGAGCGCCGAGGCAUUUCAGGCGUUUUUAACCGACUUGGAAGCGUUAAAACGCGAAGAAUUCGUGAAAAUGGACCCCAACCAGGACGGCCAAAUCACGUACGCCGAGUUUGACCAGUGGGUGGGACUCGAUCCAGCGUUGGCGUUCGACCGAUUCGACCUCGACAAGUCAGGGUACUUGGACGAAAACGAACUCGCGCGCUUCUUAAUCGACCGCCAACUGCCGAGACUGGACUCGAUUUCGAUCUUGCUCGAUCCAGACUUUGACGGACGAGUUUACUAUGAAAUGUUUGAGCGGUUCCUGUUCAACGCGUCGACGGUGAUGUUUCUAAACUACGACUUUGACAAGUCCAACGACCUCAACGCGAGCGAAAUGGCCCUGCUCGAAUCGGAUAUCGGCGUCAGCUUUAUGAAUGCUCCUGUCAUGUUGUCCCUCCUGCCUACCAACACCUCGACGUUGUCGUUGGAUACGUACAUGAAAUGGAUGACGGCGUCGGCAAGUGAACUGAGGGAUCGUGUGCAAUCGUUCAAGGUGGACAAUGGGCUGCACCCCACUCGACCCGAUCGAAUGACGGGACCACAACACGUAGUUGAACAACGUCGAGCAAAGUACUUAUCCGUUUCCAAGCUCACAUCGGAUUAUCUUGGUGUAGAGGCAGUGAUGGUGGAGAUGGAAGGGGAUUUUGAUGGCGACGGAGCCCUCCAGGACAUCAUUAGCUUUGCGUUAAACUUGCAUUUUCCUCCAACAUCACCGUCCUUGGUGCCCUUUCGACAGUACCUUGCUCCUGUGGAUUUUGGACAAUAUGCGAGCUAUUGGAACGGCCGAGUGUGGGAACCCCGGCCGUCUGCCCCGCCACAAUUUACCUAUGGCCAGCAAUGCACUGACCAAGUCCGUAACCAAGAUUGCUUGCCUUGCUUAUCCCAGUCUCCGUACAUCUCGUCCACGACUCUUCAAAACAUCGAGCCCACCUUGAACCAUUGCGACAACAACAAAGAGUUGGAUGCGUAUUUAAAGCAAUUCGACCACCAAGUGUCGUUUCCGCUGCGAUACCAGCAAGUCGCGCGGGUGUCGUCAGCUGGGGUACAGCCGCAGUACUCUCCAUGCUUGAAUCAAUCGGAAAGCGUGCCUUGUGAUGUGCUCAAGGUGUAUGAAGCCACCGCCACAACACCGUGGUCGCUGGCGUGGGAGGCUAGACCUGUGAAUAGGGGCACUUCGACAAAGAUCCGGGCCGGGCCGAUGCAGUUAAAGGCAGUGGGCCAGACAUUUCACGAACGAUUUCCGAAUCGCGUGCCAGAACCGCAUUUUGCCAUGUGCGAAAUCAAUUCGACGGUGCUGCCCGACCAAUACCACAACGUUCUUGGUGGUGGUUAAUUAUACUAAUAUAUAUAUGUACUGUACCUCUUG